UUCAGUUCAUCCAACAAGCUUAAAGUGUGUAGUUCGAGCCGACCAAAGAGCGCAAACUCGUGCUUAUCGUAACGACAAAUCAAAUCCAGAAAUCAAAAUGUCAACAAUUCUACUGAGUGACCCCUUCGAGCAUGUCCGCCCGGAUCAACAUUCCGGUUUGGGUCUGGACCCGGAGGAUUUCUUCGUGCCGCUGAUUGCUCACGGACUCCGCCAGCUGAUGGGUUGUCCUGCGGGAUAUCAGAGACCUUGCCAAAAGGAUUCCGGAUCGACCGUCUGCCGCGACAAGGACAAAUUCCAGGUGAAUCUGGACGUGCAGCAGUUCAAGCCGGAAGAAAUCAGCGUGAAGGUGGCCAAAAACGUCGUCACGGUGGAGGGAAAACACGAGGAGAAGGAAGACGAGCACGGGUUGAUUUCGCGGCAUUUCGUGAGGAAGUACGUUUUGCCCGAGGGCCACGACGUGGAUAAAAUCGAGUCGAAGUUGUCGACGGACGGGGUGCUCACGAUAACAGCGCCCAGGGUUAAGGCUGCUGUGGAGGAAGGAAGGAGUGUUCCGGUUAUCCAGACGGGGCAGUCAACCAAGGAGGUGGAGAAGAAGGAAGAAGAAGAAGGAGAAGAACAGAAAUAGGAGUAAUUGUUUUUGAUAGCGACUAUAAUUUAUUUAAUUUACAUUAGUUUUCUAUGGUAGUUAUGGUAACUGUUAGUACUUACAAGACUGAGUAUUGUCAUGUAUGUGUAGUUAAUCCACAGUAGCCCUUUGUUGUAUUUAAUUUCAUAAAGUUUUUUCACUGUAA
Zophobas morio is the source of this 791-nucleotide messenger RNA. Its product is annotated as protein lethal(2)essential for life-like. Lineage: Eukaryota; Metazoa; Arthropoda; Insecta; Coleoptera; Tenebrionidae. The coding region runs from base 98 to 625 and encodes 175 amino acids. The record is from RefSeq and is a predicted model, not a curated record. Gene Ontology annotation, cellular component: nucleus; cytoplasm. Gene Ontology annotation, biological process: protein refolding; response to heat. The transcript has a single exon.